Molecule: messenger RNA, 4344 nt
Organism: Rhinopithecus roxellana (golden snub-nosed monkey)
Lineage: Eukaryota; Metazoa; Chordata; Mammalia; Primates; Cercopithecidae
Gene: USP33
Product: ubiquitin specific peptidase 33
Exons: 24
Coding region: 281-3016 (911 amino acids)
Biological process (GO): protein deubiquitination
Molecular function (GO): zinc ion binding; cysteine-type deubiquitinase activity
Source: RefSeq, a predicted model, not a curated record
AGACGCCUGCGGCGACCCCGGAGACACCGGAAGGAGCCGUGGCUACUGCGGGAAGUCGCCGGUUCGGCAGGCGGACACCCCGAGGGCUGCGCUGCGGGGCUGUUUUCCGGCCCUCCUGACGCGACACUGCCCCUCUCCGAGGGCUGAGAAGGAAAAGAGGAGCUUGCGGAGGUGCGGCUGCAGGCCGCUGUUGGUCGCGCUGGCGGGUCCCGCAGGCCAGGCCGUGGAGGUGUUACCUCAUUUUGAAAGUCUUGGGAAACAGGAAAAAAUUCCUAACAAAAUGUCAGCUUUUCGAAAUCAUUGUCCACAUUUGGAUUCAGUUGGUGAAAUAACAAAAGAAGAUUUGAUACAAAAAUCUCAUGGUACUUGUCAGGAUUGUAAAGUCCGAGGACCGAAUCUUUGGGCAUGCCUGGAGAAUAGAUGUUCAUAUGUUGGCUGUGGUGAAUCACAAGUAGAUCACAGCACCAUACAUUCUCAGGAGACAAAACAUUAUCUAACUGUGAACCUUACCACUCUUCGAGUAUGGUGUUAUGCUUGCAGCAAAGAAGUAUUUUUGGAUAGGAAAUUAGGAACUCAGCCUUCAUUGCCUCAUGUAAGACAACCUCACCAAAUACAAGAAAACAGUGUCCAGGAUUUUAAAAUACCCAGUAAUACAACAUUAAAAACUCCUCUGGUUGCCGUAUUUGAUGAUCUGGAUAUAGAAGUGGACGAAGAAGAUGAACUUAGGGCAAGAGGUCUUACAGGUUUGAAAAAUAUUGGAAAUACUUGUUACAUGAAUGCAGCUUUGCAGGCUCUUUCUAAUUGCCCACCUUUGACACAGUUUUUUCUUGAUUGUGGAGGACUAGCACGAACAGAUAAGAAACCUGCCAUUUGUAAAAGUUAUCUCAAACUAAUGACAGAGCUGUGGCAUAAAAGCAGGCCAGGAUCUGUUGUGCCUACUAAUCUGUUUCAAGGAAUUAAAACUGUAAAUCCAACAUUUCGGGGGUAUUCUCAGCAGGAUGCUCAAGAAUUCCUUCGAUGUUUAAUGGAUCUGCUUCAUGAAGAACUGAAAGAGCAAGUCAUGGAAGUAGAAGAAGAUCCGCAAACCAUAACCACUGAGGAGACAAUGGAAGAAGACAAGAGCCAGUCGGAUGUAGAUUUUCAGUCUUGUGAAUCUUGUAGCAACAGUGAUAAAGCAGAAAAUGAAAAUGGCUCUAGAGGCUUCUCUGAAGAUAAUAAUGAAACAACAAUGUUAAUUCAGGAUGAUGAAAACAAUUCAGAAAUGUCAAAAGAUUGGCAAAAAGAGAAGAUAUGCAAUAAGAUUAAUAAAGUAAAUUCUGAAGGCGAAUUAGAUAAAGAUAGAGACUCUAUAUCUGAAACAGUUGACUUAAACAACCAGGAAACUGUCAAAGUGCAAAUACACAGCAGAGCUUCAGAAUAUAUCACUGAUGUCCAUUCGAAUGACCUGUCUACACCACAGAUCCUUCCAUCAAAUGAAGGUGUUAAUCCACGUUUAUCAGCAAGCCCUCCUAAAUCAGGCAAUUUAUGGCCAGGAUUGGCACCACCACACAAAAAAGCUCAGUCUGCAUCUCCAAAGAGAAAAAAACAGCACAAGAAAUACAGAAGUGUUAUUUCAGACAUAUUUGAUGGAACAAUCAUUAGUUCAGUGCAGUGUCUGACUUGUGACAGGGUGUCUGUAACCCUCGAGACCUUUCAAGAUCUGUCCUUGCCAAUUCCUGGCAAGGAAGACCUUGCUAAGCUGCAUUCAUCAAGUCAUCCAACUUCUAUAGUCAAAGCAGGAUCAUGUGGCGAAGCAUAUGCUCCACAAGGGUGGAUAGCUUUUUUCAUGGAAUAUGUGAAGAGGUUUGUUGUCUCAUGUGUCCCUAGCUGGUUUUGGGGUCCAGUAGUAACCUUGCAAGAUUGUCUUGCUGCCUUCUUUGCCAGAGAUGAACUAAAAGGUGACAAUAUGUACAGUUGUGAAAAAUGCAAAAAGUUGAGAAAUGGAGUAAAGUUUUGUAAAGUACAGAAGUUUCCUGAGAUUUUAUGCAUCCACCUUAAAAGAUUCAGACAUGAACUAAUGUUUUCCACCAAAAUCAGUACCCAUGUUUCAUUUCCACUAGAAGGCUUGGAUCUUCAGCCAUUUCUUGCUAAGGAUAGUCCAGCUCAAAUUGUGACUUAUGAUCUUCUGUCAGUCAUUUGCCAUCAUGGAACUGCAAGUAGUGGACACUAUAUAGCCUACUGCCGAAACAAUCUAAAUAAUCUCUGGUAUGAAUUUGAUGAUCAGAGUGUCACUGAAGUUUCAGAAUCUACUGUACAAAAUGCAGAAGCUUAUGUUCUUUUCUAUAGGAAGAGCAGUGAAGAGGCACAAAAAGAGAGGAGAAGGAUAUCAAAUUUGUUGAACAUAAUGGAACCAAGUCUCCUUCAGUUUUAUAUUUCUCGACAGUGGCUAAAUAAAUUUAAGACCUUUGCCGAACCUGGCCCUAUUUCAAAUAAUGACUUUCUUUGUAUUCAUGGAGGUGUUCCUCCAAGAAAAGCUGGUUAUAUUGAAGACCUGGUUUUGAUGCUGCCUCAGAACAUUUGGGAUAACCUAUAUAGCAGGUAUGGUGGAGGACCAGCUGUUAACCAUCUGUACAUUUGUCACACUUGCCAGAUUGAGGCGGAGAAAAUUGAAAAGAGAAGAAAAACUGAGUUGGAAAUUUUUAUCCGGCUUAAUAGAGCGUUCCAAGAAGAGGACUCUCCAGCUACUUUUUAUUGCAUCAGUAUGCAGUGGUUUAGAGAAUGGGAAAGUUUUGUGAAGGGUAAAGAUGGAGAUCCUCCAGGUCCUAUUGACAAUACUAAGAUUGCAGUCACUAAAUGUGGUAAUGUGAUACUUAGGCAAGGAGCAGAUUCUGGCCAGAUUUCUGAAGAAACAUGGAAUUUUCUGCAGUCUAUUUAUGGUGGAGGGCCUGAAGUAAUCCUACGACCUCCGGUUGUUCAUGUUGAUCCAGAUAUACUUCAAGCAGAAGAAAAAAUUGAAGUAGAAACUCGGUCUUUGUAAUUUUUAGGAUGUAGAGAGUUCUAAUGAGGAAUCAUUUUCAUGUCCCCUGACAUGUACACAUGCGAAAACAUUCCUAAAAGCGUGUUUAUUUUCUUUGUUUUUUUUUCAUCAUUUAUCCCAUUUAUUUCUUCUUAGUGGGCAUUAUGGAAGAAUAUAUUAAAAUGUGUAAUAUACCACGGGUUGGUAUAUUUAAUUUUAAAUACUUACCAUAAAGUCUUUCAGUGUAAUUUUUCUUUGAGACAGAGUCUUCCUCUGUCACCCAGGCUGGAGUGCGGUGGUGCGACCUCUGCUCACUGCAACCUCCGCCUCUUGGGUUCAAGCGAUUCUCCUGCCUCAGCCUCUUGAGUAGCUGGGAUUAUAGGCACCUGCCACCACGCCCAGCUAAUUUUUGUAUUUCAGUAGAGAUGCGGUUGCACCAUGUUGGCCAGGCUGGUCUCAAACUCCUGACCUCAGGUGAUCCAUCCACCUUGGCCACCCAAAGUGCUGGGAUUACAGGUGUAAGCUACAGCGCCUGGCCCAGUGUAAUAUUUUUGAAAGAGGAGGGACAAUUGUGAAAUCAGUAGGUUAUCUUUAAUCUUUGUACUACAUGCAGAUCCAUAGUAUCCUUUGUAGUGUUGUAAAUACUUUUACUUUGAAAACUUUUUCAUUACCCUAAAUCACUGUAACUCUGACCAGUCUUUCAGUUCUCCAAAAGCCUAAUUUAAUUGUGUAGUUUUAUCAUGGCUUCAUAUAAUAGAGAGCCUAUUUUAAGUUGAAAGUAGUAGUCAGAAAAUUGUUAAUUUCCUAAAGCUCAGGAAACUAGGGUGUCACUUUUUUUGCACUGCAGCAUAUACACUAGCUUAUUAAAAUUUACAAAAUGUCUUUUUGAAUGUAUCAAGGAUGUAUUUAGUUUGAGUGGAAUUUGUCAGCAAAUAUCAGUAACUUAUUGCCGCUUAUAUUGUACAAUGUUAAACUUCAAUUCCUGUAACUCUGGUUAGUAUUAAUGUCAGUAACUAAAAAACUUAGAGUUAGUUUUAGGGCACUUUUUAUUUUGAGAGCAUGAAGUGUGGAAUGUGUCACUGCGAUUGGUGAUAAAACCAAGGCCACUUGUAGCUUGAUUUUUUAAAUGAAAUAGAUAAAGUCUUUUUGAAUAAUAUAGUAUGCACUGCUGUUUGCUUGAUUAUGUAAUGUCAAAAGUUUAACUAUAUUCCAAGUACGAAAACAUACUGGAUUACAUUGAGGAUGCUGAAUAGCAUUCAUGAUGGCUUUGUUUUGCUUUGGGGCAGCUGUCACCAGCUAAAGCAAUGUUGUUAAAAUUAGCUCAAUAAAAAUGAUUUUAAAAUGUAAAA